GCGCACUAACGUUUUGACUCGCAGCUAUGAUUCUCGGCUUCCUUAGGGCAGAUUCGAGUGCGGCAUCUGCAAACCAAACUUGUACAAGUUUCGAAAACUGACAUGAGUUCGAGGGCACUUAAGCGUCUCGAGAGACAGCGGGCCAUCACCUCUUCCGAAACACAUAGCUCAGAUGAUGAACCCAACUUUGUUUCAAAACCUAAAAUGAACGCUUUUGCCCUUUUAAACGACGAGGACGAUGAUGGGCAUGAAUCGGAGCCAGAAAAGGAUUCGGAAAUACAUGAAGAACUGGAAGAACUCCCUCGAGCUACCCAGCCAUCGAAAAAAUCCAAGAAGAAGAAGAAGGGUAAGAAGAAGCCAGUGAAGGUUUCUUCGGAUGAAGAAAAUAUUGACGAUGACGAUCUCGAUAGAUUUCUUGAAGACGUGAGGAAGAGAGAUCAAAAAGAAGCGAGUGGCUCUUCUGGCUCUUUCGAGGAUAAAAAUUGCCAAGAUUACGAAAAACCUCUUGACGAAGAAGAACCUCCAUUCGACUACGCAGACGCCAAUUUCUUAAGAUUGACGACGUCUCGCUUGAAAGAAAGCAUGCACCUUCUAUCGGUAGGUUCAGUCAAAAAUCUAGAUCCAGACACUGAGCUCCAAAAUCUCUUCGGUAAGUUGUCAUUCGAAACAAUCGAAGACGCUAACAGCACGACUUCUUUAGCUGCUUCCCCAGACGUCUUGGCUCAAUUCAAGAGUUUGGCCAGGAUAACGCGUGGAUGGGGUGGCAAAGAUCACAAGAAUGUACCAGGGACUACCCGAAAAUUGCUUCUUACGAGAAUUAGAGAUGACUGGCUUCCUACUACUCAAAAGCCGCUUUCCAUGGACGAAUUGAAGGCUGAAGAGGUCGUGAAAACUAAAGUUUACAAGGAAGAAGACAAUGUGGAACAUGCAACAAAAAUAAUUGAGCUGAAAAUUGCAAAUGAAGACAGGCUUGGUAUAAAGUAUUUCUGUUUCAAAAAGUUGAACAGUAUAAGAGACCGCGUGGCCAACUCUCGAUUUUUUGCUUCGGUGGUGAUGACUCCCGACCCAGAAUCCUUGAUGCAACUUCUUCAACAGAGUCCAUAUCACAUGGAAACUCUCCUUCAAGUGUCUAUGGUCAUGUUGAGAGAGGGAAACAACAAGGCGACAAGCAAUGCUUUGAUUGAGAAAAGUUUGUUUGUUUUCGAUAGAUCUUUGAACAAGCACUUCCAUGAACUAUUACAAGCUGGAAACACCGAACUUAUCAGACUUCCGUAUGAGUCGUUUGCGAAUCGUCAAUUCUACCUUACGUUGUUUCGUGUGAUUGUGGGCCUUGGGGAGCGAUCCACAUUCUACACGGCUCUUAAUUUCUGCAAAUUUCUUCUUGCCUUGUCGCCUGCUGAAGAUCCCCUUGGAGUAAGAUAUUUUUUGGAUCACUACGCUAUAUUGUCUGAGAACUAUGAGUAUCUUGCUGAAUUUGUCGGAUCUGCUCUUUCACAGACUUACACUCAAUGGUUCACACCUGGUUUAGCAUUUUCCAGAGUUUUGGCUUUCUUGCAUCUAGGGAAAACCCAAGAAGCAAAGAAAGCACUUGCUGACGCCUUUUCAGUACAUCCCUUAUGUGCUUAUGAAUUACUUAAGAACAUUGGUUUGAGUGGUCAUGUUGCAACUAAGCCAAGUGAUAUACAAACGAAUAGUUUUGCUGAGCUAGCAAAUGAAACAUACCUUGUGAGAGCACACAUUCUUUGGAAGGAACAGACACACAGACAAUUUCUUCACGAUGAACUCAUGUCUCUUUUUGACAGGACUAGCGUUCACAAUAGCAGAUCUUGGUUGAGUAAGUGGUUUGGCGGAGAAAAGAAGGAGGAGAACGCUACAAUUCCGGUGAAUUUGAUUCGUUUUGUGGUGUUGUCAGGGGAAAACAAAGUGCUUGCUAAAGUCCCCGAAAAAGUUUUUGAGAGGGACGACAUGCUUGAAUAUGAUGUCAUCCCACCCAAGGACGAAAAUGCAUACCCUGAGGGUGAAAACAAAGCAACGGACCUGAUGUUUGAUUAUCUAGACCACAACAUCAUAAGCGCCAUAGUGCAAAACCGGAGUGCGGCCGAAUUUGAAGAUUUCCUAGGGCUUGAUGAGCCCGUGGAAGAGGCCGAACAGGAACAGGCAUGAACGCAAUACGCAUUUAAGCUCGUCUCAAUAAUAUCUAUUUAAUUGCCAAAAUGACACGAAUGUCCUCUUCUCUUUUUAUAUAGCUAUCACGUAACAUCUGUAUUUUUACAACACAUCAUACUUCUCC
Messenger RNA from Metschnikowia bicuspidata var. bicuspidata NRRL YB-4993, 2290 nucleotides. RefSeq lists its product as uncharacterized. The transcript has a single exon. Gene Ontology annotation, cellular component: RQC complex. The record is from RefSeq and is a predicted model, not a curated record. Bases 103 to 2163 code for a protein of 686 amino acids. Gene Ontology annotation, biological process: ribosome-associated ubiquitin-dependent protein catabolic process; rescue of stalled cytosolic ribosome. NCBI's taxonomy places the organism in Eukaryota, Fungi, Ascomycota, Pichiomycetes, Serinales, Metschnikowiaceae.